Tetrahymena thermophila SB210 is the source of this 1692-nucleotide messenger RNA. RefSeq names its product ABC transporter family protein. The record is from RefSeq and is a predicted model, not a curated record. Lineage: Eukaryota; Ciliophora; Oligohymenophorea; Hymenostomatida; Tetrahymenidae. The transcript is spliced from 8 exons. Gene Ontology annotation, cellular component: membrane. Gene Ontology annotation, molecular function: ABC-type transporter activity; ATP binding; ATP hydrolysis activity.
AUGUAAUUAUACUCUGAAAAAGCUAACUCUAUUGAUAUCACUUUUAAAAAUAUUUCUGUAACUGUUCAAACAAAAACAGGGUAAAAAUCAUUACUCAAGAAUGUCUCAGGUAUCUGCAAACACUCAGAAAUUACAGCUAUAUUAGGUUCAUCUGGUGCUGGUAAAACCACAUUGUUAAAUACUAUUUGUGGCAGAAUAUAGAAUAAUAAAACAACUUAGGUCAGGGGAACUGUUUAAGCUAAUUCAAAUGAAAUCACUUUUGAAAAUUUCUCAGAAUUUGGCUCUUACGUAAUGUAAGAUGAUGUGUUAUUAGAGACUAUGACUGUUAGAGAAUGUCUCUAAUUUGCUGCCAAUUUAAAGGUGUAAGGUGAUUAAUAAUAAAAAGAUAUUGUUGUAGAUGAAAUAUUGAAAAAUUUAAAAUUAGAAAGAUGCUAAAAUACAUUAAUCGGAGGAUAAUUUGUAAAAGGUAUUUCUGGAGGAGAAAGAAAGCGAGCAUCAAUUGGAUUCGAACUCGUUGCAAAUCCUUCUGUACUUAUUUUAGAUGAACCUACUUCUGGAUUAGACAGUUUUACAGCUUAUCUACUAAUUACUGAGCUCAAAAGAUAUGCUUAAUAAAAGGGCAAGACAGUAAUCUUUACUAUUCACUGUCCUUCAUCUGAUAUUUGGUCUAUGUUUGACAGAAUUUUGCUUCUUGCUGAUGGUAGAUUUAUAUACUAAGGAGGAAAUUAUUUUAUGAGCAUAGCGCAUUCUAAAGAUUCAAACACUUAAAAUUAUCCAAUAUACUUUGAAGGUUACGAUUCUUAAAUAAAGGAUAUAGUUGAGUCAGAAAUUGAAUAAAAAUAAAAUUCGUAGAUUCUUGUGAAUAAAUAUUCAACAUCUUAAUUAUAUCAAAUUUCACAAAUAGCUAAAAGAGCUUUUAAUGCAGUUAAAAGGAAUCCCAUUCUUUUCAAAGCUCGUAUUUUCUAAGCAAUAAUUAUGGGAUUAAUUUUAGGUCUAACUUAUCUCUAAAUGGAAGAUGGAUCAAAUAAUCCCACUAGCAUUAGAGAUAUGAAUGAUAGAAAUGGACUCUUAUUUUUUAUUUGCAUCAAUCAAUUGAUGACAUCUCUUAACCCGUGUCUUUUAUCUUUCCCAACAUUUAGAAAUGUGUUUUUGAGAGAAUAGAAUUCUAAAUUUUACACUAUUUUUGCUUAUUUCUUUGGAAGAUUAGUUGUUGAAAUAAUUCCAUGUAUUGUUGUCCCUAUAAUAUAAGGCAUAAUUUAGUUUUACAUGAUUGGACUAAACGAUCACACAGCAGGAAAUGUCGUUUUCUAUUUAUUCAACUUAGUACUUAACAGUUUAAUAGGAUUAGGUAUGGGUUACAUUGGAGGUUCUAUAUUUUCUCAAAGCAAGACUGCAAUUAUUAUGAGUCCUUUUAUUUUUCUUCCUAAUGCCCUUUUUGGAGGUUACUUCAAGAACAGAAAAGACUUUGCAGAUUGGAUUUCUUGGAUUGAAUAUGUCUUCCCUAUUAAAUAUAGCUUCAAUGCUAUCGCUGCUAAUGAACAUGAAUAUAGUAAGUUUACUCCAAAUCCAACUACACUACUUAAUUUAGAGUUUUCUAAAUGGGAAUGCGUCUAUAUAUAAUUAGGAUUUAUAGCAGGAUACUUAUUAAUUAGUUAUAUCUGCUUAGCUCUUAAUAAAAAGAGAUUAUAGUGA